This is a messenger RNA of Stylophora pistillata, 441 nucleotides long. RefSeq names its product protein bax-like. The record is from RefSeq and is a predicted model, not a curated record. Lineage: Eukaryota; Metazoa; Cnidaria; Anthozoa; Scleractinia; Pocilloporidae.
AUGAUUUUACUUGCAAAUGCAGAGAUUCAACAUGAAAGAGAAAAGCUUCUAGCAAUUAAAGGCAAGGAAAAAUUAGCUCCGUCUGAUGAAACCUUUUUGGAAAAACUUUGUAAACGUUACAAAAUGGAUUCACCAGACUUUAAAGAACUAGAACUACGGGUUGAUGAAAUUCCAACUUCAUUAGCCCUUGCCCAAGCCAUUGUAGAAACUGGUUGGGGGAGCUCUUUUGCUGCGCGUCAUAAAAACGCUCUUUUUGGAAUUACUUUAAAAAGUGGUGUAAAAGCUUAUAAAGAUACCUACGCAAGUGUGAUUGAUUACAUGCGCAACCUCAACACACAUUAUGCCUACAAAUCCAUGCGUUCGCUAUGCCAAUCUAUGCGUCAAAAAGGUCAAGAUCUUGAUGGGAAGCAACUGAUCAAAAAAAUGCCUCUUUAUUUUUAG